CGCGCUGCAGGUCCUCAACAAGGCCCACGUGUCCAACUCCUGGGUUUGCAGGGGAGCAGUUCGGGUCAUCAUCACACAACAUAGACUCCAAGCGAUGGAUGUAGACAGCAGAACGGACCCCGGCGGUGCCAUGGAAGAGAAGGAGGAAAGCGACAUGCUGAGCACGCUGCAGCCGUACAUCGAGGGCCUGCGCCGGGAGCUGGAGUACCAGGAGCCCCGGCUCAUCAUCGGCCUGGUCGUCGCUCUGGCGGUGGUGGUCAUCACUGUCGUGUUUCUGAAGUACUUUCUAACGAGCAAGACUGUGCGGACCGCGGUGCUGCUGGUGGGUCUUUGUGACUCGGGGAAGACCCUGCUCUUCGUCAGGCUCCUCUCAGGGAAGUUCAAGAGAACCCAGACCUCCAUCACUGACAGCAGUGCUCCGUAUAAAGCCAAGAACGACAAGGCCAACACCUGGACCCUCAUAGACCUGCCUGGUCAUGACAGCCUGCGCUCUCAAUACAUGGAGAAGUUCAAGUCUGCAGCCAGAGCCAUCGUGUUCGUAGUGGACAGCGCCAUCUUCCAGAAGGAAGUCCGCGACGUGGCGGAGUUCCUGUACUUCCUGCUGACGGACGCGGUCGUCUCCAGGAACGCUCCCACGGUGCUGGUCGCGUGCAACAAGCAAGAUAUCCCCAUGGCCAAGUCGGCCAAACUGAUUCAACAGCAGCUGGAGAAGGAAAUGAACACGCUGCGGGUGACCCGGUCGGCGGUGCUGAGCGCGCAGGACGGCUCCGUUGGGGGCAGCGUGUUCCUGGGGAAGAAGGGCAAGGACUUUGAGUUCAGCCAGCUGCCCAUGAAGGUGGAGUUCCUGGAGGUCAGCGCCCGGGGCAGCAAGGGAGAGGAGGGAGAGGCCAGCCUGGAGAGCCUGGAGAAGAGCCUGGCCCGGCUGUAGAGCUCCACCGUCCCCCCGUCCCCCGCCACGGCCCGCUCCUCAACCCCCUGCAUCGUAUGCCUCCCGGGCGCCGACCGGUUUGAACUGGACUCCUCCUCCUCCUCCCCUCUCAAUCAGGGCGGGCGAGAACAGACUCUGGGUGUCUUCAUUCAACCAACUGCCUGGUGUUGGCGACAGAAUGGUUUAUUAUUAUGAGUUUCUGAAUACAAGUUCAGUAAAGAUACGCGAAGGUCGUAGGGGCCUUCCAACAGGAUCUUUCAUUGUUUUGAUUUUAUUUGACCGGAGUACAGAAAUAAACUUUUUCCCCAACGAACUCCGAGCAGCACUCGAGGAAACGACCUCUUUCCUACGUUUUGGGAUGAGACCACGCCGUAGCUGCAUGGGUGAUAUAUUUAAUGCAACACGUACUUCCACAUCACAACGUAACUAUCUGCAAUCUCAAAGAGUUUACACUGCUUGAAAGCUGAAGGUUGUAAACCCCAGAAUCACCUGGUAAUGCACAACAUUUUAAUGAAUGCUUUGGUUUCCUUUUUUAAGUAGUCAAGUGCAAAGUAUUUGACUACCUUUUAGAUCGUGCCUUGUUAUUUUAAACGAAUGGUUCAUGGCUGUCUGCACGACUCUGGGGUUGUGUUUAUCAUUUCAGUGCUGUGACUUUUGUAAAGAGUGUCUGCAUUUGUAGGAACCGGAGAGAAUGUGGUCCUGUUGUCGUCUUACGUUUGUUUACUCCUUGUAAAUAAAUUGUCUGAACAUUG
Gadus morhua (Atlantic cod) is the source of this 1680-nucleotide messenger RNA. RefSeq names its product SRP receptor subunit beta (gene srprb). The record is from RefSeq and is a predicted model, not a curated record. The transcript is spliced from 7 exons. Bases 95 to 928 code for a protein of 277 amino acids. Gene Ontology annotation, molecular function: GTP binding. Lineage: Eukaryota; Metazoa; Chordata; Actinopteri; Gadiformes; Gadidae.